This is a messenger RNA of Cynara cardunculus var. scolymus (artichoke), 779 nucleotides long. RefSeq lists its product as uncharacterized. NCBI's taxonomy places the organism in Eukaryota, Viridiplantae, Streptophyta, Magnoliopsida, Asterales, Asteraceae. Bases 18 to 476 code for a protein of 152 amino acids. The transcript has a single exon. The record is from RefSeq and is a predicted model, not a curated record.
CGUUUACUAGAAAAAGGAUGAAGACGGGUCAACUCAGCCGAAAUGGAACGGCAAAGCCUCGUCGUCAAACCCAAUACUCUCUCACGCAACUUACACGCCCACCUAUAUUACAUAACCCAUCAUCUUUCCUCUCUAUCUCUCUCUGUGUCUAUAUAUUCUCCGAUCAGUUCAUGGCUUCAUCAAGGUCUCCGGUGACCUACGCCGAUGCAGCUCAGUGGUACUGUAUCAUAUUUCUUGUGCUUCUCGUCUUGUUAGGAUCUUUUACAGAAGAGAACUCUCUCAUCAACAAAACAAAUUCGACGUCGUAUCACGCCUGCGAUGAGAUUUAUGUCGUCGGAGAAGGCGAAACGCUGAACACCAUCAGCGAUAAGUGCGGUGACCCGUUUAUUGUUGAAGAAAACCCACAUAUCCAUGACCCGGAUGACGUAUUCCCUGGCCUUGUUAUCAAGAUCACCCCUUCCAGUCCCCGUAAUUAGAAAAAUAUACACUUCAUACCCCCAAAGUUUUACUUUUUUUGUUAAUGCCAUAAAAAGAUAGUUUUUUUUAUCCAACAGACAUACUUUUCCAUUUCACUUUAUUUUUCCCCAAUAUGAACUUAGUUUAGAUUAUGUGAUAAAACCUAUUUCCUUUAUACUUCUAGUAGUCUGUUUGUAUCGUAGUCGGAGCUGUAAAUACAAUAAAUUUAGAUUAGACUGGUCCAAAGAUAGUUAUCAAUUUUUGCACGACUUUGUAAUCCAUGAUUGUGACUACAUCAAAAAUAAUGUUUUCGUGUGCAAAAA